Messenger RNA from Dentiscutata erythropus, 873 nucleotides. NCBI's taxonomy places the organism in Eukaryota, Fungi, Glomeromycota, Glomeromycetes, Diversisporales, Gigasporaceae. The record is from the annotation of a GenBank genome assembly.
AUGUCUGCCAUAAAUAAUACCAAUGUUGAUAGAGAAAACACUACUACUUUAGACUAUGACGGUGCAGCAUAUGAUACCUAUCGUCCAACAUAUUCAUCUCGCCUUUACACAAAAAUUUACGCUUACCAUACCUCACAUUCCUCAUUUUUUUCCACUGCAUUAGACGUUGCAACUGGUACUGGCUAUGUUGCCAGAGAACUGUCAAAAACUUUUCAACAAGUGCAUGCUACUGACAUCUCGCAAGAAAUGCUUUCUUCCGCUUUCAGCUCUCCAAACAUUCAAUAUUCGCUUAGUACAGCUGAAGACCUUUCUCAAUUCCAAGAUUCGACAUUUGACUUAAUAACAGUGGGCGAGGCGCUUCACUGGUUCGAUAGUGUAAAGUUUUUUAAAGAGGCGUGGAGAGUUUUGAAACAAAAUGGAACAUUGGCAGUUUUUGGAUAUUCGUCCCACCAUGUUGUUGAAGGAUAUCUAGCCGCCACGAAUGAAUUUAAAAAAUUUAACGUAGAGAUAUUUGGUGACUAUUGGGACCCUAGGAAGUUUUCGGUAGAUAAAUUGUAUAGAGAUAUUGUGAUUCCUGAAAAAUUGUUCAAAAAUAUUACUUGGGAAAGGAAUGAAUAUGAUGAAAAGGAUGGAAAAACGAGUAAUUAUGAAAGUUAUUUAAACAAGGAAUGGAGUGUUGAACGAUUUAAAAACUAUAUGAAGACAUGGUCCUCUUAUAAUAAUUAUAUGUCCAGGUGUCAAAAAGAAAACCAGAAAAUAGAAGAUCCAGUUGACAAGUUGUUUGAGAAACUUAAGGAAGAUGAGGGAUGGAAAGAUGACCAGAUUUUAAAAAUUUCUUGGUUUUUUGUUCUUGGCUUGGCUGAAAAAAAUUAA